Colletotrichum abscissum is the source of this 240-nucleotide messenger RNA. RefSeq lists its product as uncharacterized. The transcript has 2 exons. Bases 1 to 240 code for a protein of 79 amino acids. The record is from RefSeq and is a predicted model, not a curated record. Lineage: Eukaryota; Fungi; Ascomycota; Sordariomycetes; Glomerellales; Glomerellaceae.
AUGUCGUACGGGAUAUCAUCGCUUCACGCCAGCACUGACUGGUUCCCUAGGCACUUUGCUGUGCUGGAGGACUUGUCGAGGUCAGAGCGUGCAAGUACCCAUUGGAGCCAUCUCAAUUCACGCCCAUCUCAAUAUCUUCGCCGCAGCGAAAGACCGGCGGCCGACCUCAUGACCGACGAGACUGUGGGCAUGAGAGGAAGUAUCAACGACGAUCAAGCUUUAGACACGGAACCUUCUUGA